AUCGCCUCGACAGGCUAGCUACAGCUUUUGAAUAACCUGAAAAGAUGAUUGGAAUAUCGGUAGCCACGAUUGUUGCAAUUGCUAUUGCCGGAACCGUUCACGGAAUCCCACUUCAAAAGGAGGUCCCAGGAGAGAACUGUCGGAGAAAGAUCGAUUCCGUUUUAGAAGCCAGAUCUGAGUGUGACUACUUCGCAUUUCUUCCAUUGGAAGUCUCCUACAUCAACUGGAACGAAUUGAGCUACCUCGGAGAAAUAAGUUCGACUUGCUGCGAAAGUGUCUGCUCCUAUUGUUUCCGCUACCUCGAUGGUGUUGUGACACCAUCUGAUGGUUUUUGGGAAUCCACAUACACGUCAGAAGGUCCUGUUGAUUCUAUGGAAUCCACAUUCCCUCCCACAGAAGGUUGGACGAGUGAAGACUAUCAUUCAAAUGAUUAUUUUCUCAUCUAAGACUAAGAUCUGCUGUGUAUCUAUGUAUUAAAAAUAUAUUUCACACAAACGA
Messenger RNA from Uranotaenia lowii, 498 nucleotides. RefSeq lists its product as uncharacterized. The coding region runs from base 45 to 446 and encodes 133 amino acids. Lineage: Eukaryota; Metazoa; Arthropoda; Insecta; Diptera; Culicidae. The transcript has 2 exons. The record is from RefSeq and is a predicted model, not a curated record.